AACCUUUGUCAUCCCCACACAGUGAAAUGGCACUCUAUCUGAACCCAUCUGCAUACAUGGCACAAGUUCCUCCAUCCCCACACACAGACACGGGGCAGCGUCCUCAAUACUCAGACUCAGCCAUGGGGCAGCACAAUCAUCCACACAUCCAGCACCCUCUUUAUCCACACAUCCGCACGGCACAGAUCUCUUCACAGCCUCCCUUAGAUGAGCACACAGUCAUGACAGGCAGCACCCAUCUGCAAACUGAGCAUGCUCCAGUCAAAAGGGCCAAACGAACAGAUGACGAUGUCCUCACCAGAGUACUGAUGACCCAUAAAGCCAUCAUGAAGAGGAGGUUUGAGAGCAUAUGUGAAGGCAUCAUAAGGUCAGGGACUCAAACACUCCUGAACAAGAUCUACACAGAGCUCUACAUCACAGAGGGGGAGAGUGAAGGGGUGAAUAAUGAGCAUGAGGUUUGGCAGGUAGAGUCAGCAUCCAGGCCACAAACUACAGAAGACACAGCAAUCAACUGCAAUGAUAUCUUCAAGCCCUUACCUGGACAGGAGAGACAAAUCAGAACAGUCAUGACCAAGGGCAUUGCUGGCAUUGGAAAAACCGUCUCAGUGCAGAAGUUCAUCCUUGACUGGGCAGAGGAGAGAGCUAACCAGGAUGUAGAUUUCAUGUUUGUGCUUCCAUUCCGUGAGCUGAAUUUGGUCAAACAUGAUCAGUACAGUCUUCACAGACUCCUGCUUGACUUCCACCCUGAGCUUAGAGAGCUACAGAAUGGUGAAUACAAAGACUGCCACAUUGUGUUCAUCUUUGAUGGUCUUGAUGAGAGUCGACUUCCACUGAAUUUCCAAAAGAAUCAGACGUUGUCUGAUGUGACACAAACAUCAUCAGUGGAUGUGCUGAUGACGAGCCUCAUUCACGGAACUCUGCUUUCCUCUGCUCUCCUCUGGAUAACCUCCCGACCUGCAGCAACCAGUCAGAUCCCUUCUCAGUGCAUCAGUCUGGUGACAGAAGUACGAGGGUUCAAUGACCCACAGAAGGAAGAGUACUUCAGGAAGAGGAUCAGUGACCAGAAUCAAGCCAACAGAAUCGUCUCACACAUUACAGCAACCAGGAGUCUCCACAUCAUGUGCCACAUGCCAGUCUUCUGUUGGAUCUCAGCCACUGUCCUUCAGCAGAUUCUGGAACAAGAUGAUGGGAAGGAAGUCCCCAAAACACUGACUGAAAUGUUCAUACACUUCCUGCUCAUCCAGACCACCAGGAAGAAUCAGAAGUAUCAAGAGGAAAGUGAGACAGAUCGACAGAGGCUCCUGGAGUCACAUAAGGGUGUCGUAUUGAAACUGGCAGAGCUGGCUUUCAAGCAUCUGGAGAACGGCAAUCUCAUGUUCUAUGAGGAAGACCUGAGAGAGUGUGGCAUUGAUGUCAGUGAAGCCUCAGUGUACUCUGGCAUGUGCACUGAGAUCUUCAGGGAGGAAUGUGUGUUUCACCACAAGAAAGUCUACUGCUUUGUUCAUCUGAGCAUCCAGGAGUUUCUGGCAGCCAUGUUUGUGUUUCACUCUUACAUGUCAGGAAAUCUAGAGACACUGAUAUCAUUCCUCCCUAAAAAACGCAGAGACAGAGAAGCUUCCCUUCCUUUGCAUGUUCUGUUGAAGAGUGCCGUGGACAAGUCUUUGGACAGCAGGAAUGGACAACUGGACCUUUUCCUUCGCUUCCUUGUAGGCAUUUCAGUGGAGAGCAACCAGAUACUCCUACACGGCUUGUUGACAAACAAGCACAGCAGCUCAGAGAGCAUCAAGAAAACAUGUAACUAUAUCAAGAUUCUCAAGAGGAAGGACCUGUCUCCUGAAAGAUGCAUCAAUCUCUUCCACUGCUUAUUUGAAAUGAAAAACCAUUCCCUACAUGAAGAUGUUCAGAAAUAUCUCAAAUCUCCAGAUGACUUCUCAGAUGAAUUGAGACCUGCCCACUGUUCAGCACUGGCCCACAUGCUACUGAUGUCUGAGGAGGUGCUGGAUGAGUUUGACUUGAGCAAAUACAAAACAUCAGAGGAGGGACGGAGGAGACUGGUGCCAGCUGUGAGAUGCUGCAGGAAGGCUGUACUUGCUGACUGUAAGCUAACAGAGAAGUCCUGUGAGAUUGUGGCCUCAGCUCUGCAGUCUGCAAACUCCCCCUUAAGAGAGUUGGACCUGAGUCAGAAUGACCUGCAUAAGUCAGGAGAAAAGCUUGUCUCUGCUCUUCUGAGUCCAAACUGCAAACUGGAGACACUGAGACUUUUUGGCUGUAAACUAAAAGGGGGAUUUUUGGCCUUGGCUCACAAGGGGGCAAACCCCCACCUAAGAGAGCUGGACAUCAACAACACUGAGCUUCAGGACUGUGGAGGAGAACUGCUCCAUCAACCACUGAAUCAAGACUGUAAAGUGAGACUUACCAGGUGUAAACUCAAACACAGCUCAUGUGAGAUUGUGGCCUCAGUUCUGCAGUCAUAUCAUUCUCAGCUGAGUGAGUUGGACAUGAUUGGCUGUGAUCUGCAAACGUCAGAAGAGAAGCAGCUCUCUGAUCUUAGAAACCCAAACUGCCGACUGAAGAAACUGAGCCCUAGGAGUUCCCACACUGGAAAGUGCAUUUUCUCGCUGUGGGGCGAAGCAGGUAGAGACUAUCUCUCCAUGGCUCUGACUGGAGGAUAAAUGCUAUUCCAUCCACUGCAUUCUCC
Messenger RNA from Sardina pilchardus (European sardine), 2698 nucleotides. RefSeq names its product NLR family CARD domain-containing protein 3-like. Gene Ontology annotation, molecular function: protein binding. NCBI's taxonomy places the organism in Eukaryota, Metazoa, Chordata, Actinopteri, Clupeiformes, Clupeidae. The record is from RefSeq and is a predicted model, not a curated record. The transcript has 6 exons. Gene Ontology annotation, biological process: intracellular signal transduction. Bases 27 to 2672 code for a protein of 881 amino acids.